GUGGAGACGGACGGUUCAGAGGAAGCAAACGAGAAAGGUUGGUUGCCUUAUGGUUACUUUUGGAUCCCACCAAAGGCUGCCGCUCAUUACCUGCGGGAGACUCUCUCUUCUACCGACCUAUACACCAGAACCAGGAUAGCCAUGUAUCUCAAGACGCAGUUUGGUACCACAAAGGACAGCUGGCUUAUCCAUGAUAACGACGACGAUGAUUUGCCGGCAAUCACCUUGGACAGUCCUGUCGCGGAUCGUGUGAGGCGCUACGGUGUCACCAAACUGGUUGGUCUUGGCCAAGAACACUCAAGGACCACUUCCACUUCGACACUCUCCGCCGGCGUGCUCCUUAGCCCGAGUAACAUUUCCGGAACGGAGCCUCACACGUACAUCCACCACCAGGCCUUCACCAACCUAUCUUAUGACAACCAAGCUUAUGAGACGUGAUCCAUGUAACCUACGAAUUUCAUAAUGGAAAUAUAAAGCGAACUUAAUUGAAUUUCGAUAAGGGAUAUAAUCUCUUAGCUAUUUCUUUCUUGCAAUGCCUUGCUAUGGCUUUUCUCUUCUACAGCAAAAGCUUAAGAUAGCUUUCUGAUUUAGCUCUGUCACUCAACACAACACCGUCCUAUAUUAUCCAUCACUAGCCCGUCCAACCACAUAGGCAACUUAACAUUAUAUUCUCCUGUUAUUCACGUUCACUGCUGCUUCUUUGAAAUUCUGCUGCCUCACGUCUAAUGCAUCAAGGAUUCUGUAGGAGGAUGGGUCACUCCCGUGGGUGAACUCGUUCAUCCCCGAUUUUAGCGCUGCCAAGCGGCUACUAAGCACUGUAUAAACAACAGUUAGAAGGCAGAGAUUAAAAGAAGGAGUUAUGUAUAUCGGUGAA
Molecule: messenger RNA, 874 nt
Organism: Homarus americanus (American lobster)
Lineage: Eukaryota; Metazoa; Arthropoda; Malacostraca; Decapoda; Nephropidae
Source: RefSeq, a predicted model, not a curated record